Miscanthus lutarioriparius is the source of this 1212-nucleotide messenger RNA. NCBI's taxonomy places the organism in Eukaryota, Viridiplantae, Streptophyta, Magnoliopsida, Poales, Poaceae. The record is from the annotation of a GenBank genome assembly.
AUGGAUUUCUCUAAGCCCACAGCAAGUGAAGCCUCUGUGGAUCUCAAGCCAGGGUUCAAGUUUAAACCUACUGAAGAGGAGAUCGUGACAUGCUACCUUCGUCCUCGUGCAGUGAAUGAACCACUCCCCUCAACGUUCAUUGUUGAUUUGGUUAUCCUAAGCUGCAACCCUUGGGACCUAGUACCAGUGGGAUCUGUGGAGAAAUACUUCUUUUGUCAAAGAGUACAAAGAUGGCCACAUGGAAACCGGUACAAUCGUGCAGCAGGUGAUGGACACUGGAGGGCAUCGGGUAAGGACGUGCCCAUCUUUAGCAAUAUCAUCAAUGGUGGAAUGCCUUUGAUGGUUGGGCUAAGGAAAACACUGGUGUUCUACCUUGUCAAGGCAGCAGCUGGUGAGAACACAGAAUGGGUCAUGCAUGAAUAUAGCCUUGUUCAAGCCGGCCUCACACCCUAUCCAGUGAUUAGUCCCAGUGGAACCAACAACCUAGGAGAAUACAGCCGUUAUGCAGUGGCAAUCACAAAGAAAAAGGAUAAUCUCUCUAAAGCUCUCUCCAAUGCUACUACAAGUGUUCCCAAGGUUGUUCCUGUCAUGACGAUUAAUUCAGAUGACUCCUGGGUUGUCUGUCGCAUCUUCAAGAAGAAGAAGAAGCAUGCACUACGUGCCACUGCCCAGCGUUACAACAUUGCAGAUGGAGGGCAGGUCCGCUUCUUCAACUUCCUUGGGAAGGGUAAUUUAGAGGGAACUUCUAGCUCAGGCAGCCUCACCGACCUACCAAUAGAGAAGGCAAAGGAUAAUAAUGAGGGCUAUUUCAAUGGGUUAGCUGGAGCAGUUGUGGACUUAGCCUUCUUCGACUUUGUCGGUGGGUCAGCUGGAGCAGUUGUGGACUUAGGCUGCUCCGGCGCUGCAUCAGUCUCCUUUGAAGCACCUUUUUCUAUAGUAGUGCCACUGUUCAGCUUGUCAACAGUGACACUCUUAGAGGCACUACUCUUCGCCUUCUCAUCACCUAUCACAAAGUCCUUUAGAUUGCUUCUGGAGCUCACAGGCAGCGGAGGUCUUGAUAACUUUGGAGAAGAGAGCACCUUUGGUGAUACUGAUACUAUAAUCUGUCCUCUCCUCCAUUGGACCCUCUUGUAUAGAGCCUAUCCAAGAGUUCUUACCUCAGGACUUGGGGACGGACUCAACGGUCUAUCCUCAUGUUUCGGAUGUACAUAG